Messenger RNA from Maniola jurtina (meadow brown), 468 nucleotides. RefSeq lists its product as uncharacterized. The record is from RefSeq and is a predicted model, not a curated record. Lineage: Eukaryota; Metazoa; Arthropoda; Insecta; Lepidoptera; Nymphalidae. The coding region runs from base 105 to 452 and encodes 115 amino acids. The transcript is spliced from 2 exons.
AGAGAGAGGUUUCCACUAAAAUACAAUCACACAAAGUGAACCAGUCAUACAAGUUGAAUCAUUAACUUAUAUCCACGCGUGAAUAUAGAUUUAAUUAUUUGAAAAUGCGUUUGAUAUUAUUAGUUGCGGUUGUUUUGUUAGCUGUAUGCAGUGUGAGAGGGGAACAUUUGGUGGUGGGUGAUAUAGGCCCCCGCACUAUCCUAGCGAAGGAAGCGACGGCGGAAUACAGCGCCUUUCCCUUUAUGAAAAGGGUCAAGACGUUCUUCUAUUCUGAUCCACGUAAUCGACGUAUUGUGGGCAUCCAGGCAAUAGACAUGUUGCACAGUAAGGCCUCCGUGAACAUCACGGCGGGGGGCCUCGGUCAGCCGUUCGUCAACUUGCGAAUGAAGAGCGAGCGCGGCAGCGGCCUGCAGUACAGCAUUGGUAUCUACGUUAGCCCGGACUUUCAUUAAAUGAUUACGUUUAUUA